AAUAUUAGGUUCUCUUUUCCAGUAUAUGAUGUAUAUUGCGUCUUUAAAUGGAAUGACUGAUUGAAUUAGAAGAAUAUUCAACAUAAAAUAACUUUGGCAAAUGCCUUCGAAUGCCGAAAGUGGUCUACAGCCCAAUGAGGAGAGACCUCAUACUUUAUACGUUGCUCCUGGUAUAAAUACGUCAUGGCCUUUAGGAGAUAGAAAUAUAUCUUAUACAAUUCCCUCUGGUACCUGGUGGCCAUGGUGUGAUUACUGGAAAGAUCCACAGCAUCUUUUAUAUCAGUUAGCAAAUUUUUGUUUCGUUGUAGCUUAUUCCUCGACUUGUUCUAAAAGAGGAGUUUUGUUUAUGCAUUCUUGUUUGAUUUUAGGUUUGUUAUUAUUUUCAACAUGGGCUUGGAAUAUAAUUUGUGCUCCGGAUGUGUUUACUUGGAAUUUUGCUUUCAUGUUGAUGAAUAUGGCGCAAGUUUUUCAUAUUCUUUAUCAAAUAAGACCGGUUAAAUUCGAUCCAGAGCUAGAGGAAGUGUAUCAUACACUUUUUGAACCAUUUAAGCUAAGUCGUCUCCAGUUUAAAAGAAUGGUUAGUUCCGACUUUGCUCAGAUAAUGUCAUUACAUGCCGGAGAAGCUUAUGCCGUUCAAAAUUUAACAAGAACCGAUCGAUUGGGCUUAUUGCUAUCAGGAAAAGUUAAUGUACUGAACGAUCAAUUCUUGCAUCCAAUUCUCCCUUGUGAAUUUUUAGAUUCACCCGAAUUCGAAUCCAGCAGGAACACCGUGGACGAUAAAUUUAAGGUUUCCAUAGUAGCGGCUAGCACUUGCAGAUAUCUGUAUUGGCAAAGAAAUUCAUUGGAAUAUUUAUUUGUUAAAGACAAUUAUAUAGCUACUUUAUUAACAACUUUAAUAGCUAGAGACGUUGCUACUAAAUUGUACGCCAUGAAUAAUAAAAUAGUUACAGCCAAAGGAUCCCAUCUUGAUAUUCGACUUCCUAGUAUAACGUCUUCUUUGGCAUCAGGAGGCGAAUACAAGUCACCUAUUCGUUCCAAAAAAGCAAAUGGAGGAAUCGGAUACAGUCCGGAAUUAUUUUGUAGCGAAGUUCCGAAACAUAAAUAUCGUGAAAAUACAAAUACGUCACAAAAUUGUUAUUUAAGUGAAAUGGAACCGUUAACCGAAUGUCCUUCUGUCGACGAUUUAACAUCAAACGAUGUAGAAAGUUGGUUAGAGACUAGUUCCAAGUACCACAGCUGUGAAAUUGUUGACAUGGAUUGAACUCAAAUUCUUACCAAUCAAUUUAAUUAAAAAAAUUUAUGAUAAAUUA
This is a messenger RNA of Diorhabda sublineata, 1310 nucleotides long. Its product is annotated as popeye domain-containing protein 3-like. The coding region runs from base 101 to 1261 and encodes 386 amino acids. Gene Ontology annotation, molecular function: cAMP binding. Gene Ontology annotation, cellular component: sarcolemma. The transcript is spliced from 7 exons. The record is from RefSeq and is a predicted model, not a curated record. Lineage: Eukaryota; Metazoa; Arthropoda; Insecta; Coleoptera; Chrysomelidae.